Lottia gigantea (owl limpet) is the source of this 351-nucleotide messenger RNA. RefSeq lists its product as hypothetical. The transcript is spliced from 4 exons. The record is from RefSeq and is a predicted model, not a curated record. Gene Ontology annotation, biological process: DNA strand invasion; reciprocal meiotic recombination; telomere maintenance. Bases 1 to 351 code for a protein of 116 amino acids. Gene Ontology annotation, molecular function: four-way junction DNA binding; ATP-dependent DNA damage sensor activity; ATP binding. Lineage: Eukaryota; Metazoa; Mollusca; Gastropoda; Lottiidae. Gene Ontology annotation, cellular component: centrosome; Rad51B-Rad51C-Rad51D-XRCC2 complex; replication fork.
AUGUCGCUGCUACGACCAAAUCUAGUACCAGAUCAUUUACAAAAUGUUGUCUCUGUCUUAAAAGAUCACGGUUUUUCUACUGUCACCGAAUUUUUAAUUCAUGAUGAGGAAGAAAUCUUGAAGAAAAUAUAUGAGAAAGUGAAAGACUUGAUUUGUUUAAAGAAAGAACUUCAUAAGAAGUUUUCUGCCACAGUUGAAAAUGGGUUUGAUCUCUAUCAGGGUUUUGAGAGGAAAAUUAUAUCUACAGGCUCUGAAAGGUUAGAUGAAUUAUUAGAAGGUGGAAUACAGGAAGGGGAGUUAACUGAGAUUUGUGGAGGGAUUGCUACUGGUAAAACUCAGGGUUGGACGUAG